This is a messenger RNA of Plenodomus lingam JN3, 4038 nucleotides long. The record is from RefSeq and is a predicted model, not a curated record. NCBI's taxonomy places the organism in Eukaryota, Fungi, Ascomycota, Dothideomycetes, Pleosporales, Leptosphaeriaceae.
AUGCUGCCACCGGAGCAAGGCCAUGCAGUAUCCAUGGCUAUAGAGCGUGGCGAGAUACCGCUUUCGGACAAAGAUGCUCCGUCAGCGCCGAAGGACACCGAACCCCACCCUCCCACACCAUUAACGGAUGGCUUAAGCCAUCGCAUCGCGGCCACAGCAUCAGCCGUGAAUGAGAACAGCAUUUCUUUGCGAGAAUUAGAUCCCGUCUCAGUUCGCCUGGAACACCUUUCAGUCUCUGUCGAUGAAUCACCAAACGCAUUGUCAAAAUUAUUUGCCAAGCAAAAACAGCCCCCAAACCAAAGCCAUGUCAAGACAAUACUGGAUGAUGUGUCGGCCAAUAUGCCACCCGGAUCCCUGACAGCCAUCAUAGGUGGCAGUGGAAGUGGGAAGACGUCUCUGCUCAAUCAGAUGAGUGGGCGCUUGCAAGGGAAACGGCUGGCAAUUUCUGGCAAAACGCUCUUCAAUGGCAGCACAGAUGUCUCACAUGUUCGAAGCGCAUAUGUCAUACAGCAAGACAUUCUCUUGCCAACUCUGACAGUGCGAGAGACUUUGAAGUACGCCGCACAGUUGCGUCUGCCCUCUACUAUUGGCGAGAGCGAACGCAUGCAGCUUGUGGAAGAGGUCAUCCUGGAGCUUGGUCUCAAGGAAGCUGCUGAUACUCGCAUUGGCAACCAUGCACACAAAGGAUGCAGCGGAGGAGAAAAGAGACGAACAAGUAUUGGGGUCCAAUUGUUGUCCAAUCCAAGCUUGCUUUGGCUUGAUGAGCCCACUACUGGCCUGGACGCAACCAGCGCGUCCCAGGUCAUCAAAACAUUACAAAACUUGGCAAGAAAAGGCAGGACCAUCAUAGUCACGCUUCACACGCCCAGAUCCGAGAUAUGGGAGAUGUUUGACAACGUGAUACUACUGACAAAAGGUUGCCCCGCCUACACCGGUAAAACCGAGGGUUGCCUGUCAUACUUCGCCGAACUGGGAUACGAGAUGCCACCAUUCACGAAUCCUGCUGAAUAUCUAAUCGACGUCGUCAGUGUGGAUAACCGAAAUGAGGAAGCGGAACAAGUCUCUAGGCAACGUGUUGAUCGCAUUGUUGAAGCCUGGAAGAGACACGACUGUAUACCUUCACAUGAGAAAGGUGCGGAGUCAGGAGCAAUAGGUCCCCAGGGUGAACCGGCAGGGAAUCCUGCUUCUAGUAACGCAAUGGACUCAAGAUCAUCAAUGAAAUGCACGUCUUUUGUCCAACAAACACGAGUGCUCACAGCAAGAACGUGGAAAGUCACCAUCAGGGACCCUAUGGGCAUGUUUGGCAGUCUGCUUGAAGCUGUCAGUAUGGCUAUCAUCACAGGCUGGAUCUUCCUACAGCUGGAUGGGUCGCUCUCAGGCAUUCGAUCUCGGCAGGGUGCACUUUACAAUGCGGCAGCUCUCCAGGGCUAUCUCAUACUCCUUUUCGAAACCUACCGACUCACGACAGACAUACAAUUAUUCGAUGAGGAAGCACGACAAGGUGUUGUCAGCAUACCCGCCUUUCUAAUCUCAAGGAGGCUUGCGCGGGUCUUGAUUGAAGACAUCCCAGUGCCUUUACUGUUCACCCUCGUCUAUUACUUCUUCUGUGGCUUUCGACCUGAGACAGCUCAAUUUUUCACAUUCUUUUCCGUCAUCCUUUUGCAGCAAUACAUUGCUGUAUGCUUUGCUAUGGUGUGCGUUGCGUGCUCGAGACACUUUGCAGGGGCCAGCUUGGUCGCAAAUCUUGCAUAUACGCUACAGUCCAUGGCCUGUGGCUACUUCAUCCAGUCCAAUACCAUUCCAGUGUACGUGAGAUGGACCAAGUGGAUAGCCUAUGUGUUCUACGCCUUUGGGGCUUUAUGUGCGAACGAGUUUACUGGUGCCUUCUACGACUGCCCACUGGAAGGUGGACCGUCCAACCCGGCCUGCAAGGAAUACACUGGGGAUUUCAUCAUGGAUUCGCUCGGCCUUCCAAAUGACUGGGUAUGGAGACCGAUCCUCGCGUUGGUAGGCUUUCUUCUGGCUUUUUACAUCGGCGCAGGUGUUCUACUCAAGUUUUGGCGAGCCGAAAUUGCCAUGGCGCGCGCAAGGCCAUCGAACUCGAAUAGGGACGCCUCCGCUGGUAAGGAGGAGAUGAGUAAUAGAUCUCCUGAGGAAGUGCGAACCAUCACCAUAGGCCUCGAUGGCUAUGGAUUGGAUAUUGAGAAGCGCUCACUACGCAAUCGGUGGACAAAGGAGAUCCUCAGGCCACUAACGACGCAAUUUCAGCCUGGUUCCUUGAACGUUAUCAUGGGUCCUUCUGGAUCAGGGAAAACCUCGCUACUCAAUAGCAUGGCUGGAAGACUAAAAAAUGACAUGUCCACAAAGUACUUACAGUACGGCAAUAUGACCUUUAAUGGCCUCGAUCCCUCUCAAGACGUUGUGCACUCCAUAUGUGCAUUCGUCACCCAGGACGACGACGCACUUCUAGCAUCCUUGACUGUUCGUGAAACCCUGCGAUAUGCAGCUGGUCUCCGCCUGCCGUCAUGGAUGUCGAAGGAGCAGAAGGAGCACAGAGCUGAGGAAAUACUGCUAAAGAUGGGUCUUAAGGACUGUGCAGACAAUCUUAUUGGAAACGAUCUCAUCAAGGGUAUCAGUGGUGGGGAGAAACGACGAGUAACUAUCGCUGUUCAAAUUCUGACUGAGCCACGAGUAUUGUUACUCGACGAGCCGCUCUCUGGUCUUGAUGCAUUUACUGCAUCAUCCAUUAUGGAUGUACUUCACGGCUUGGCCAAUGAGGGACGUACGCUCAUUUUGACAAUUCACCAACCACGCAGUUCUCUCUUUGGUGGAUUUGGAAACAUACUACUUCUCGCUCGUGGUGGCUACCCGAUCUAUGCUGGAAGUGCACAAAACAUGUUGCCCUACUUUGCCGCACAAGGCUACGAAUGCCCGCGACACGUCAAUCCUGCGGACUUUGCCCUUGACCUGAUAACCGUCGACCUACAGCAUGCGACAAGAGAGGCUGAAAGCAGAGCCAAAGUGCGAAAGUUGAUAGAUUCUUGGACCGCGGACAAGUUUGUUGCUAUACGCGUUGGCUCGAUAACUACGCCCGCUGAACUAGGAUCACUUGCGAGGAAGCCUUCCUCUUUUGUGUCGGCGUACUCGAUCCUCAUUCGCCGUGCUACAAAGAACAUGUUUCGACAACCAGAAAUACUCAUUGCACGAGCCAUGCAGGUCGUGGGACUUGGUAUAAUACUUGCUCUUUACUUUGCGCCGCUUAAGAGCGACUAUUUCGCCGUCCAAAAUCGCAUGGGAUUUAUUGUUGAGAUCGCUCCCCUAUAUUUUGUAGGUAUGCUCAAUAAUAUUGCCAUCUAUCCAACCGAGCGAGACGUCUUCUAUCGCGACUAUGAUGAUCGUAUUUACGGUGUAGAGGCUUUCUUCCUCACCUAUAUCUCCAUUACAACACCUUUUGAAAUCAUCGGCUGCCUUAUCUUCGCAGUGUUGGCAGUUAUGGCAUGCGGCUUAGAACGCAACGCGGAGACUUUCUUCAUCAUCACCUUCAAUGCGUUCUGUAUCACGAGUUGUGGUGAAAGUCUUGGUAUCGCAUUCAACACUCUCGUCUCACACUCAGGUUUCUCGGUCAACCUCAUGUCGGUUUUCCUCAGCAUUGCUCAGGUCAUGAGUGGUGUUUUGUCACUGCAGAUUCCAGAUUUCUUGCAAGCAUGGAAUCAUCUUAGCCCCGUUAAAUGGGGCGUAGCCAAUAUGGCGCCGUAUACUUUGCGCGGCUUGCACUUUACCUGUGAGGAAUGGCAGAAGAUCAACGGCUCCUGCCCAAUUACAAGGGGAGAGCAAGUUCUUGAUCUCUACAAACUGAACAAGGACCCUGAAUUGAGUCUUAUGGCACUCGGUAUAUGCGCAAUAGCUUACAGGUUCCUGGCCUAUGUUGUGUUGAAAAUCGUCAAAGAGAGGUGGCUAGGGAGAUUGUGGGGGAAAGUAGGGGGCGGAAAGAAGGAUGUGUAUACGCCGCAAUCGACGGGAACUGGACAGAGCGUAUGA